Molecule: messenger RNA, 1215 nt
Organism: Helianthus annuus (common sunflower)
Lineage: Eukaryota; Viridiplantae; Streptophyta; Magnoliopsida; Asterales; Asteraceae
Exons: 3
Coding region: 1-1215 (404 amino acids)
Source: RefSeq, a predicted model, not a curated record
AUGGCUUCUAAUCCUUGGUGGCCCUCGUCUUCAGAUGACGAAGAGGAGAUGUUUUUCGCAAACGCUGUACUACGGGCGGGACAGAUUCUAAUCCAAGAGGAAGAGGAAGAGGAAGAGGAAGACUUCUCGUCUGAAAAUGUUAUUACCACACGAAUACGGAUUAACAGAGACCGCCAAGGAGCGCACGAGAAAUUGGUGAACGAUUAUUUUUCGGAUGAACCACUUUACAACGCCGACAUUUUCAGACGCAGGUUCCGAAUGAGUCGCCGCUUAUUCACACGGAUUGCUAAUGAUUUGGUGGGGCUAGACCCGUUUUUCACGCAACGUCCUGAUGCUCGAAAUUAUGAAGGGUUUACAACGUUACAAAAGUGUACUGCGGCCAUUCGCCAACUGGCGUACGGGACAGUGGCCGACGCUUUGGACGAGUACUUACAGAUGUCGGCAAGAACUACGCGGGAAUGUUUGUAUCGGUUUUGCCAUAAUGUGGUGAAACUGUAUAGCAAAAAAUAUUUGCGGAAACCAAACGCGUAUGAUGUUCAACAGUUGUACCAAGCUCAUGAAGCAAGGCACGGGUUUCCGGGAAUGCUUGGUAGCAUUGAUUCCGUGGCAUCACAAGAUUUGUGGAUAUGGCAUUCUUUCUUUAGUCUCCCUGGUUCACUCAACGACCUCAACGUGUUAUACCAAUCGGCGAUCUUUACCGAUGUCGUUAAUGGAACCGGUCCGGACACACGUUUUACAGUUUCUGGGGUUGAGUAUAGACGUGGGUAUUAUCUUGCUAACGGGAUAUAUCCAUCUUGGUCUACAAUUGUAAAGACUAUUCCAUAUCCCGAGGACGAAAAAAGGAAAAAAUUCGCCGAGCGUCAAGAAGCUGCAAGAAAAGACAUCGAACGUGCUUUUGGUGUCUUACAAAAAAAAUGGGCCAUCGUUGCACAACCGGCACGUGCGUUCACACCAAAAAGGUUGCGUCUUUGUAUGUACGCUUGCAUUUUGCUCCAUAACAUGAUUAUUGAAGACGAAGGUCGGGCGAUUUGUGAGUAUGAUGAGAAUGCAUCUUGGAGGAACACUGUCCCGGUUGAUCCCCCACAACAGGAUUUAAACUCGUUCUCGCUAACAAACGACUUCACGCAUGCAAACCUUCAACAAGAUUUGGUAGAACAUAUUUGGAACAACGUUAACAUGGUGGACGGUGAUGGAGCCGAAGACGAAGACGAGUAG